Messenger RNA from Alexandromys fortis (reed vole), 2445 nucleotides. RefSeq names its product solute carrier family 16 member 13 (gene Slc16a13). Gene Ontology annotation, molecular function: monocarboxylic acid transmembrane transporter activity. Gene Ontology annotation, biological process: monocarboxylic acid transport; transmembrane transport. The record is from RefSeq and is a predicted model, not a curated record. Gene Ontology annotation, cellular component: plasma membrane. Bases 897 to 2183 code for a protein of 428 amino acids. The transcript has 4 exons. NCBI's taxonomy places the organism in Eukaryota, Metazoa, Chordata, Mammalia, Rodentia, Cricetidae.
UUGAACCGGGAUCUACACAAAACUGUAUACUACCUUUAAUUAUUUUAAAGUUUUGGGACAGGGUUUAGGUUUGCCCACGCUGACCCAUGAGUUUGCCUCUGCCUCUGAAACAGCUGGAAUAACAGGCUGGGCCUCUCCCGUCUUCCCUCUGCUUCUGUUCCUCUCGGACCCAGCGGUCUAGAAUUUUCAAAGCUUUGCUAGCCGCCCCAGGUGCUAUCAGUUUUACUCUUACCUCAUAACCUAUCUCUUCGUACCCACGCUCCCUGGCAAUUCUUGGAUGCCUCACUAAGCAAGUGGGUUCCUGCCUGGCCAGGACCAGUUUAUCCACCACUAGCUCUCAGAUGCAAGUCUUGAAAAGUGAAUGGUUCCAGCACCCGCAGAACCCUCCCCGUAGGUCCCUUGUCACGUGGGGCCUAUCUUCGGCUAGUCCCUCUUUACGCAUGCGCCCCUCUCACUGCAGGUUCAGAACAAUGCUGUAAAUCCCGCCCACCCCCUCCGGACCCACCCCCUGCUCCGGAGACCUGCAGCCUAAUUGGCGAGCUUGGGGUUGGAUGUUGGCCCACUUAGGCAGGUGCUGAAUCCUCAAAGAUAACACAAUCCCUAACGAGACUCUCCUUGGGGUUGUGGCUCAAACCCAGUUCUAUUCUCUAGCUUCUAAAGAAAUCAUUUGGCACGGGUCUGGAUUCUAGCUGCGGGCUAAUCGGUGGCAGUGGCAGGUCCCAGCUCGUAGACCUCCCUCCUCUUGAGGGAAAGGCGCAGGCGCCCCAUGCUUUCUCAGUAACUUCCUAGCGACCAGCCACAUUUCGGCGCCCGAGCGUCCGGGUCGGUCAAUGUGGGCGGUUUGAAGCCUUGAUCUCACAAGGGCUCUCAGGGGCUGCAGCUUUGUUCCUUCCCGAAUGGCGCGCAGGGCUGAGCCCCCCGACGGGGGCUGGGGAUGGAUGGUGGUGCUCUCAGCGUUCUUCCAGUCGGCGCUCGUAUUUGGGGUGCUCCGUUCCUUCGGUGUCUUCUUCGUGGAAUUUGUGGCGGCGUUUGAGGAACAGGCAGCCAGAGUCUCCUGGAUCGCUUCCAUAGGGAUCGCGGUGCAGCAGUUUGGGAGCCCAAUAGGCAGUGCCCUGAGCACGAAGUUGGGGCCCAGGCCUGUGGUGAUGACUGGGGGCAUCUUGGCUGCGCUGGGAAUGCUGCUUGCUUCAUUUGCUACCUCCUUGACCCACCUCUACCUGAGUAUUGGGCUGCUGUCAGGCUCUGGCUGGGCCCUGACCUUCACUCCAACCCUGGCCUGCCUCUCCCGUUACUUCUCUCGACGUCGAUCUCUGGCCAUGGGGCUGGCAUUGACUGGAGUGGGUCUCUCUUCUUUUGCAUUUGCCCCCCUCUUCCAGUGGCUGAUAAGCAAGUAUGCCUGGAGGGGAGCCCUCUUGCUGGUGUCUGCCCUCUCCUUACACCUGAUGGCCUGCGGUGCUCUCCUCCGCCCACUCUCCCUGACGGAAGACACUUCCGUGGGUGGCCCUGGGGCCCAGCUCACCUCCCUUCUUCAUCAUGGCCCCUUCCUCCGUUACACUGUUGCCCUUACUCUGAUCAACACUGGCUACUUCAUUCCCUACGUCCAUCUGGUGGCGCAUCUGCAGGACCUGGGCUGGGACCCACUGCCUGCUGCCUUCCUACUCUCGGUGGCUGCGAUUUCUGACCUCGUGGGCCGGGUCGCCUCUGGUUGGCUGGGAGAUGCAGUUCCAGGGCCUGUGGCACGGCUGCUGAUGCUCUGGACCACCCUGACUGGGGUGUCACUAGCCCUGUUCCCUGUGGCUCAGGCUCCCACAACCCUGGUGGUUCUGGCUGUGGCCUACGGCUUCACGUCAGGGGCCCUGACCCCAGUGGCCUUCUCCGUGCUUCCUGAGCUGGUGGGGACGGCAAGGAUUUACUGUGGCCUGGGACUGGUACAGAUGAUAGAGAGCAUCGGGGGGCUAUUGGGAGCGCCUCUCUCAGGCUACCUCCGGGAUGUGACAGGCAACUACAUGGCUUCUUUUAUGGUGGCUGGGGCCUUCCUUCUUGCAGGGAGUGGAGUUCUUAUCACCUUGCCCCAUUUCUUCUCCUGCAUCUCAGCUUCUACCUCCAAACCCCAGGACCUUGUAAUAGAGGCACCGGAGACCAAAAUUCCCCUGCCCAAGGAGGAGGGCUUGGGAGAGGACUGAACUCCACCAGGAGGCAGUGGUCAUGGAAAGCCGGAGCUUGACAGCACCAGGUCCUCUGCCCCGUCAAGGCGUCCUCAGAAACACAGUGCCUUAGGAUUCUUGAUCUGCCUCCACCGGAGCAGACCUGGGGUUCCCUCUGUAUUCUGUUGAUGACUUUCACAUCACCUGCUUUGUUCUCCCCAACUUUUCUGAAGGAUCCAGGAGAUCUCAGCCCACUGAGUUCUGAAUCAAAUCUGAAAAUCAAAGGCCAAGAGUCUUCUCA